Messenger RNA from Ixodes scapularis (black-legged tick), 11262 nucleotides. RefSeq names its product SPRY domain-containing protein 3. Gene Ontology annotation, molecular function: protein binding. NCBI's taxonomy places the organism in Eukaryota, Metazoa, Arthropoda, Arachnida, Ixodida, Ixodidae. The record is from RefSeq and is a predicted model, not a curated record.
UUUGCUGUAGUACGCUCGUCUGUUUGUGUGCCCGACGAUGUUUACUGCUUAUUCGCCGUGUUGAAUUUUCAAGGUAGAAAAGCAGCGGUGAUGUGACAUUUUAACAACUGCUUCGCCGGGAGUCCGAGAGCCGUCCCGGCCUGUACAUCGGGGCGGAACCCGCGAGCACGGAGUGCGGCUACUUCGAGAUGGAGCUGCUGGACCUGGGCUCCGGGCUUGGAGACCUGCUCAUGGGCUUCCUCUCCCCGGCCGACACGGAGGGCUCUUCCGACCGGCCCGACUGGGAGUCGGCCCUCUCGCUCGGCUGUCGCAUCAGCCGGGGACGCCUUUGGCAGGGAAAGAGCGGCGUCCCGGGUGUGGUGUGCAGUACGGGCGACAGGGUGGGCUGCGGUGUGCACCUGGGACAGGGGGACGGCCACUGCAACUGGCGCACCCUGGUCACCCUCUUCGUCACCCACAACGGCGCCGAGGUGGCCCGGUCGACGUCCCUCCUCUCGGGGGGCCUCCAGCCGGCCGUGCUGCUGCAGGGGGCCCAGCGUGUACGUCUGCUGGGCCAGGGCCCCUCCUCCUGCGGCCUGGGAUCCGGCCUGGAGGAUGCCCUCAUGUGCGUCGACUCCCACGAGGAGGACUGGCUCAGGCUGCACGACGUCCGGCUCAACGGACCCGUGCUGGAGUACUCUGGCCGGGGGGCCAGCAUGGUGGACGUGGGACUGGCCCAGACCCGGUGCCCCCUCAAUACCACCAGCCACUACUACGAGCUGGAGAUCCUGGACCCCGGGGAGAAGUGCUGCAUCGCCAUCGGACUUGCCCACAAGGACUACCCAAGGCACAGGCAUCCGGGUUGGAACGAGGGCUCCAUCGCCUACCACGCGGAUGACGGCAAGAUCUUCGUGGGGAGCGGCGAGGGAUCCUGUUUCGGUCCCAGGUGCAAAAAAGGGGACGUGAUGGGCUGCGGCAUUCUGUUUCCCCGGGAGUAUGUGGCCGAGGAGGAGGAGUGUGGGGCAGAGGAGCGUCUCCUGGACAACAGCCCCUGGUCCCUGGGGGGACCUGACGAGGACAGCGACAACGACGAGGGCUGCCACUGCUGGAGGGAGGCCGACGACCCCUUCGGGCAGGAGCCCCCUGAUGCCAUCCUGGUUCAGGUGUUCUUCACGCACAACGGUGUCAACGUGGGUCGGCGGGAAGUGGCACUUCCCCGCGGCGGUCUCUACCCGACGGUGGGGAUGCUCAGCCGGAAGGAGAAGGUGAAGGUGGACCUGCACCCACUCACGGGCUGAGCGCCGCCCGCCUCCGCCAACUCUCCUGCGCCAUCAUCUCCGCUCCGAACUCUUGGGGGUGGGACCGAUCGCUCCAGCGAGAGCCUCCCGGUUUUGUCGGACGUUUCGAAAAUACCCUUCCUAUAAACAAAAACUAAACUCCCAAAAUUUUUUUUUUUUAAGUGCUCGGAUAGGGGUUGUUACGUAAGUCACGUUUGGAGCGCGGGUUCUCGUACAAACUGCCAAAUUUCUUCGACCGUCUCUGCCGCUAGGUAAAGUGGAUUUCCAGUUUGAGCGCUGCUUUAGCAGAUAUAAGCCACUCACUGGUGCGUAACAACGUGCCAAGCAUUUCCUCGUGUGCGCAUUAUUGUUUACGAGGCCCGGAAACUUCUGUACCUGUUUACCGCGUUGAUGUCGAGACUGCGAGGGGUUAAGCUGACAUCCGGGGGCCGCCUUUUUGUUCCUGGUGCAAAGGGGGCGCAGUUGGCGAACGUCGCGAUUAAAAAGUGUGAUGUCUCGUGCUCGAAGGUGUGGAUUUGACGAGUUCGGGCAUCGUCGUUCCGCCCCUUCGCGGACGUUUGUAAUGCUUCUGGAAGACAGAAAAAUAUUUCCCACCAUUUCAAGUAACUGGCAACUAUGAUUUUAAGCACUGAGUUGGCUCGAGUGCUUUCCUUUGAACCUUAGCUUGUUUUGUGGCACGAGAUAUGUGCACGUCACAGAAAACUUCCCGAAAAAAAAAAAAAAAAAUUUUAGUGCUAUAUGUAUCUUGUAGUUAGGAGGGAUUAUGAUACAUGCUUUUUUAAUGUUGCGCUCAAAAAUUUUUCUUUCUCUUUUUUUCGAGGAAAGUUUGCUCUGUGACGUACGCAUCCUAUCCAGGUACUUUCUUUAGUGGGGACACUACCCAGAAAAAAUAUAUUUCUGCCAAAAAGGUUGAUUUGAAAAAUGCCAUAUUUACAUCCACCAACAUCUAAAGAGUAUUCCCAAAAAAUUUUAUUAGUUUACACUGCAUAGUUAGUUUUUUAUAAAUUAUUUUUGGUCCACCAAUGCUAAAGAAAAGGUAGAGGUUGGAGCACUUUGAACGUAUAUUUCUCAGUUCAGCUUUUUGGCAGCGAAUCCCACCUUAUAAAACCAUCAUUUCAGUAUGAAACUAUCGAGAGACUUAAUAUUUGCGGCUUAUGUGCUGAAAUUUGAUGGAGCCGGUUACUAUGAAAUUAGAUUUUGCAUUUUCAAUCCGUGAGGUUUUCCCGGAACUGCAUUUCACUAGAGCAAAGGUUUUGCAGUAUGCACGAGAUGAAAUGUACAUUCUAUGAGAAACAGUCGUUUAUAACUUUGUCAAAAGUUUUCGAGCCAAUGAAGAAAGAAUUAUGCGUAAAGAAAAGUAAGAAAUAUAGGGAACUCGCGAGUGUUCGAUUAGCCGAUGGGCGGUGCCACCACGUUCUGUUGUCAUGGGAAAUUUCGAGAGGUUUUUAACAUACUCGGUCGUAAGCAGUCGCAAAUGUGCAAAUCAGCCUUUACUAAAAACUUUAUUCCUUGAAUUGCAGCUUUUUUUUUAAAAAAUGCAUAUUCGGAACUCCAGAGUUUUGGCAUGUAUGGAUAACAAGGAACACUCUCACAGAGUCUUGUCAUUGUGCACUGAGAAAUAAUGUCAAAAAUAAUUAUUCUUUAUAUGUUGGUGAGGAGUGCUGCACUGCGUAGCACUCAUGAUCCAAAAGUGAAAAUAGCUGAAAGCAAGGUCAGUAUAUCAGAAGAAGCUUGAGGAAGACAUCACCUAGACUGCUGGAAAGGAUUUCCGACAUUUAAGAUGCAAAAAUUAAUUUUUAAAGCGUGUUCUUGAAACUUCAAGUGCAUUUAUCUCAGCUUCACUUUUUGGCAGCAAAUCCCACCUUAUAAAACUAUCGUUUCAGUAGGAAACUACGGAGAGACUUGAUAUUUGCGGAUUGUAUGCCAAAAUAUUUUCGAGCCGGUUACUGUGAACUUAGAUUUUGCAUUUUCAUGUUCCUUUAUUAUGAAAAAUUGUAAUUUGCAAAACUUGGCAAAUGUAAAAAAAAAAAAUUCAUAAUUUUUUUUUAUCUGAAAAAUGCAUAUUUUUUUAUUUCUUUUUAUAGUAACCGGCAACAAGCGUUUCAGUAUGCAUUCCACCAGAAAAAUAUGUGGUGAUCAACACCAUUUCUCAACGACAAAUUCAUUCAGCAGAUUCCAUGCAAAGCUACGCUUUACUUCGUUCUGGGGGUGUAGAACCUCAUAAAAUUGGUUCACAGGGCUGAAACUUUGCAUGCCCUCCUUCUAUAUGGCUACAAACAGCACCUGCAAAUUUCACGCCGAUUGAGUGAGCGGUUCAAAAGUAGACAUGCCCAGGUAGUGUCCCCCCUUAGUAAAGUGUUCAUCGUAACCGACAACAUCGGGCCUUGGUGUCGACUGCUUCGCAAGGCCAACUGCAUUGCGGAGGGUGUUUUUUUCGUCGCAUAAAGCUGAGUUUCUCCAGCUCAAUCGUGUCGAGGAAUGCCCGUCUCUCUCGAUUGAGAGCCGAGGUACGCCUCCCGGUCUCGACGUUGACACAGUACAGUACCACAGAAGUUUAUGGCCUAAACAUCAAUGUGUCGGAUUGGAAGCGUCCGACACAUAGUUACGUGUCGAUUGGUGGCUCUGAUCCACUGCAAAAGCGCUUAAGCCAGGAGAACACUUCACUAAAGGAUACGGACGGCUGAGAAAAUUUGGGAGCCCGGGGAAACUGUCGAGGGUAGCUCCUGGGUUCCUAGCGACCCCGUUUGAGAACCCGUGUCGUAGAGUGUCGGUACGAUUCUGUCGUAAUAUUGUAUUUUUUGGACUAUAGUCCGCGGACUGUGCGCACUGAGAAGUUUACGUUUUAACGCAAAAGCGUUAAGGAGCUCGUGAAGCAGAAAAGUCGGUAGCGUGACGAGAAAAUCACGGACGCGAAAAUCCUGAUUGGUCGAUAGGGUCACGACAUCUCAGCCACACGACCUCAAGUGGGAAUUUCUAACUACGCUCACGUGAAACGUGACGUCACGCGUGGAAUGAAAGUGAUAGAAAGACGAGACAUGUAAUGCGAAUUAAAGGUCGCUGCAUGUCUCAAACGAUUUCACUUUAUGAAGUAAUUCAUUUGCCUUAAACGAAAAAUUGAAUAAUUUUAGGCAGAAUUUUAUCCCACGAACCUUCGGUUGGGAGGCAAACACAAUACUGACUUGGCCACUGUGUUCGCCGCACUUCCUGCUUACUGGCAGGAAGAGCAUGAGAAGCGAAUGAAAAGGCAACGCAAACGGGGCCCGAUAACGCUAUCGUGUUCCACUCUUAAAGGCGAAGCUUAAGUUUCCUUUAAGUUUUUAUGUGGUGCAGACUCUCUACGAGCAAACUAUAGUUACUUGUUUUUUCGAGGUUCUUCGUGACAAGGUGCGACAGAUUUUGUGGAUGACUGAGUAUGUUAUUGAGGAUUUAUGCGCAAUAAGAGCUUUUUUGUGAGCUAAUAUAGUGGGCAUUUGUCGAGGUUUGCGGCGUAAAAACAUUUUUAUGUGCAGACAAGGCAUAGAAAGAAUGUUUUUCCUAUAUAAGGAAAAACAUUUUUUUUUUUUAGACUGAAAUCCAUUUUUGCAGACUACACAGGGACUAUAGUCCAGAAAAUACUGUGCUAGACAAAACCUGUCAACGAUUUGUUUUUUUGGUGCGUUUUUUGUGCCGAACUUCACGAGUGCAACUUUCUCCACUUAGAAAGAUGAGGAAAAAAUACCUUUUAUUACCGAUUGCAGGGAGCGUGUUCAACUGGGAUGGAUUUUAUAUUCUAGCUUUUUACAAAAUGAUUAUCGGUGGCUAUCGAAAUAUAACCGAGAAUAAUUUGAGCUUUAUUGGGGAAGGUGCUUUUAGCAUUUAUUUGACGGCACGCGACUACGAGACGUUUCUGGCAUCCUGUGAUUGAGACGCGAGGCUUCCUUUUCUCUUUGGAACAAUGUACAAAUAUGCUUAUAAAUGACGACGGUGUGCGAUUUGUGUGAAUAGUAGAAAUAAUGUGAGACUGUAAACUGCCUACUGUAAAUAUUUAUUGGCGUUAAGGUGGCGCGGACAUAUUUGCGAACUUUUGGUACCGUUCAGAGGAGCGUAGUCAUAGUCACGACACCCCCGGUAGUUUUUCUCUCUCUUCGGUUGCUGUAAGAAAGCUUCAAAUGUGGCGUGGCUAAGCCUGGCCUCUUUCAUUGCUGGCGUGCGGCAGUUUUCAAUUCCAGUCUGUUGCUCCAUCUUGGUGCCGCCUCGACGACUUGUGAAUGAUGCAUUUCAUUUGAGCACACUACUAUUGUAACUGGUUAUGAUGUCGUGGAAUGGCAGAAUGCGUGUUUUCUACGAGAACAUUCUGUAUAAUGGUGACACCCGUAUGGGCGAGGAACACUAGAGUUUCAUAUGUUAGUUAUUCGCGUACGUUUUCAGUAACGAUCGUCGAGAUCAAUGAUGUGUCUAUGCCCGUUUUCACCUCAAGAACCGUGGUAAAAAAAGUCCGGCUUCUCGCGGAGCUUUACUGAUUUCCCCCUUUAUGUAGAGAAUUAAGAUAUAUGUAGGUGAAAUGUAGAUUAGAUAUACGUUAUCUUAUUAAGACGUACACGUUCCAAACGUCAAAAGAACCACUUUUUCUUCGACAACCAAAUCUCAUAAGAACUACUUGGCGCCGCGCAUCAACAAUGCGCAAAACUAGCUUUUUUUCUUGAGGUGAAAACACAUAUAGCUAGGUACUUCAGAUGGACAUCCUUUUUUCUUUUGAAAAGCACUUCUGUGUUGUUGUUUUUAUUUUUUGGAAGGGCAGAAAGUUAAAACUAUAAAUGUGUUUUACUGGUUUCUUACUUUGCUUAAUGUUAAAGUAAAUGAAGCAGUUUUGUCGAGACCCCAUUCGCGGCUCGACCUUAACUGACUGGAAAAUCUGCACGUUGCUAACAGCUAGGUACUAACUUCAGCUUGUAUGUAAUAUAUAUAGAUAAUAGGAUUGCUAGUCAAGGUAUACUGUAAUCACGUUUCUGCAUCUGCUUCGCCUUGAAAUGUUGAGUCAUUGUGGUCUAACAGAGAUGACUGAACACUUCAUUUUGUUUAACCAGGUGUUGUGGUACUAUGAAGGAAAAAACCAAAACAUAGUAGUGACAUAAAGAAAGCUCCGCACAGUUGCUUCUCUGUCUGUGCUUAGAAGCAGCGACAGAUAUUUUCUUCACAGUGGAAAUGGAUGUGUGGCCAUUAUAGGCAUUAAUGCGUGGCUGGUUCGAGAUGCUAUACAUGGCUUCUUUUCUCGAAGAAUUAUUGCAGCAAUUUUCACGGGCCAGCUUGGGGCAGCUAUAUCAGAUAUGCAGGCUUUAUUUUUAAAAUAAAAAUGAAUACUAUGCCCAUAUUGCUUUGUCUUCAUAAUUACAGAUUUCUUUUUUAUCUUGGCUAGGGCCUCAAAGUCACCAAGUAAUUGUCUUGGGUAUAUUUAGCCAGCGGGAAGUUAGUCAGCCCUAAAUCUCUGUGCCUCUGCCCUUGAUGUGAAGUUUUGUCAGUGCAGAACUAAAUUUGUAGCAUGUGGUCUUUGACAUGCGUCAUGCAGUAGUGAUACGCGACUGCAUGCCGGUGCGGCGCUCAUCCAGAUUGUAACGGAGAGGGGCAGGCAUUGAACCCAGGAUCCCUGAGUUCAGUCACUGAGAGAUUAUAAAGAGGUGACAAGAAAUCUGAAACUCUGCCAAACUUGUUAUCGCAGCAACAGCUAAGCAAAGAUGACUGUCCUACCCAAUCAGCAGUGUUUGCUUAUCUCCCCCCAAAGGUAACUUGCCCCAUUUCUGCAGAGACCACCACUUACCCUAACACUGUGAUUACUAAAAGUGAGCUAUCUUUCAGUGUUCUGAAAAAAGUAGCAAAUCAAGCCAAAAAUAGAGGGCGAGUUUCUUUUCGGGGAUGGGACGUCUUUCCAAGAUAUAUCACUGUAAUAGGUAUUGAUGCAACUUUUUUUUUUUUUUAAUACUUGGCAUGAUUGCAGAAUGCUUAUAAAAGGAAUUAAGGCGGCUUCUAAAAAUAACUGGCUUUUCUACUUGAAUUUUAUUAUCUUCUUAACACAGAAACUUGAAAAAGUGCUUUCCUACUGCAUUGCAUUGUUCCAUAGUGUUUUUCUUGUUUAUUUUUUAAGAUUUGGAAUCAUUGUUAAAUGAGAAACCCAGCAAGCCAGUUACAUUUUUUGUGUCUAACUCGGUUUACUAUUAACCUUUUUCACAACUACGAGAUGAAAACUCUUGCCGAAGAAACAAACUAUAAAUUCUCUUUCGGAUGCAUUUCUUUUUUUGGCAAACUGCAUACUGGCAAAACCUGCAUGCCCGAAAUGGCUGCCGUUAGAUCAUACCCCAAGGGUGGAGAAAUGAGGGAUAUGGGUAAUUGAUAAGAGCGUGUAAACAUGACACAGGUUCUAAAUCAGAAAGCAAGUCUCAAAACGGUAGUCGACAUUUCAUCGAAGGUCUUAGUUUCAAGACAUCUUCUCGAAAUUAGGGUGGGGCUGGUGUUUCGGGCAGGUUUUAGUUACAGCGUGGCCCGUUGACUUUUAAGCAUUUGUCUUUUUGAUGUUGGGGAGACCUUUUAAUGCUGUGGUUGCGCAAUGACUAGUGCUUUUUUUGUGCCGCCGGAACCGCAAGUGCCUUGUUAGCUUUGGUCAAAGUGCCCCUCGGUGGUUUGCCGUGCAAUCUCUAGAUUGUUUUUAACUAGAGUAAGGUUUUUCUCUCAGGUGGCUGCAGCCGUGCUUGUCGACCGAUGGCACCGUCAGAUUUGUGCUUAACAAAUCGAUCCAAUUCGUUCUACCGCUGCCAACUUUAGUCCUUGCUAUUUGUGACUGCUUGUAGCUAGGGUUCCGUUUUCGUGGGGUUUAUGUUUCUCCGAAUCGGGGAUGUUUCUUCUCUGACUUUCUCCCGCAGAUUCGGUGUUUUUCAGUAUCGAUUUUCGGUGUCGGGCAAAAAAUUGCUUUUGUCGGGGCCCACGUCGAAGAAAAUAGGGUUCCAUAACCUGCACUGAACAUGCGCGAGACCCCGAAUACUUGGUAAACGACCCAGUACUGCUAAGAAAAAUACAUAAGAGGUGUGGUUCCAAAAUAGCUUUGUGAGCUGUGUUCUAAGGCAAUGCAAAACAAAGCUAUAAAUAAGAGAUAGUUUUUGCGUGAAGCUCUGGUUUUUCUUAUUCGAGGGAAGCUUCAAUUCGAGGGUUUUUGGUUUUCCCCGGUUUGGAGGAGACUGGCUCAGGGAUUAGGGGGGAGGGGAUUCAUUUUUGGGGUUUAUCGGUAUUUAUCGAAAAUACAGAACCCAUACCAAGCAGUCGCCUUUGCUUGUUCGCCUGCCAGCUCCCCGGCUCUCGGUGAAAUACCAUCGUGAAGUGGGCGAUACGAAAAGUGUGAAUACCAAUUACGUCGUGCCAGAUGUUGGUGUACAUUUUUUUUUGUAGGUAUUGAAGAAAAAAAUAUUAUACGGUAUUAUUCUGGCACAAUUGCUUCCGUAAUUUUUACAUCUCUAUAUUUAUUGCUAGCCUCUCUACGCAUUUGAUCUGUCUGAGGACACAUUAUGCCGAGGCAUUUGUGCAGACUUGCCCGAAUCGCUUCGGGGUAAUCCAAGAAUACCUCAUUAAACAGCCUACGGUAAAUCUUCCUCUCAGGGUAGUGGCCGACGGCUCAAGAGAUGCGAGACGUUGCUUAUCGGGUUCGGACUUCUCGCUUUAGGAUUUGUUCUACGGCCACUGCCCCAAUCUGACUGGCACGGAGCAAAUAGGAUGCCCUGAACUUGCCGCAGCCUGCUUUUCUUGAGCCGUCUGUGACCAGAGUAGUGCUGCUAGGGCUUUGCAAGUAUUUCAGCUGCUCAGUGGAAACACUAGUAUGCACUCCCACCCCAUUUGAGUAGUCCUUGCUGCAAACAUACUUUCUGUUUGGAGCUGCCGGACGGUACCGCGGCAUUUGUCCCCAGUCUUAUUCAACGGAUUACGAACACUUACGCGAGAUUCCCCAUAUUUUAUUUAGAGAAGGAACACUAAUGGUGCGAUUACGAGGUGUGACAUUUAGGAUUCCUCAUAAGUUUUGCUGUAGCCUUUUUUUUCAGUGCACUUAAUUUUAGUUUUUCUUUGGCGGAGGACGUGCGUCAACUGCAGUAAACUGCGAUGCAUCAAAGUUGCAGAGUGUUUUCGCAUAACGAAGUGGAAGACACAAAAAGUACCAAACUAGCACCAAUCCGAUGGAACGUGCGCAGUAUCCAGCAGCUUCUCACGUAAGGAACCCUAUGCGCAGAUGGUGUCGGAACACGAACGAGCAAUAGCCUUUUUUUUUUUCGCAUGCUGCAGGCCAGGCGUUUGUUCCCUGCCCUUCUUGUUUUGUUACUAUAGCAGAGUAAAAAGUGCAAGAAACUGCCACUUUUGCACAGCACCACGUAGUGUGCAGCCACACUUUUUGCUAGACCAUAGGAGUGAAUUAUAAUGUGGGGGAACGCUAAAGCGUAAUAGCACCGGGCCAUAUUUAUGUGAAUUAAAAGUACAUUGUGCAUAGAUGUAUUUGCUUCAGUUACAUAUAUGAUUCAGACUAGGUAUGCCUCCAGGGUUAGUUACCAAGUAAUGCGCGUGUUCCAGACGAUUGUCACUAUACAGUCAAACCCGUUUUAACGAACAGCAGGAAACGCUAUGAUCAGUUCGAUAUAGCAAGUAGUUCGAUAUAGCAAAAACCAUUUACGACGAACUUCCACGAUGUGUUCGUUGUAAGGCAAGAGCUUCUCUUUCUUUCUUAUCUCUUCACUUCUGCCUUGUAACAACGCACUGAAAAGUUUUUUUUGUUUUUCUUUUGCAUGCAUGCAGAGGUUUUUUUUUUAGCUUAUCGCCUCUUUUGAAUUGAUACUCUUCGUAGGCAAACGCUUUGGAGUGAAAAGAUUUUUUUUUUUCUAUGUGUGCAUGCAGAGUGUAUUUUUUUAGCUUUCUCCCGUUCUGAGUUGCUUCUCUUCGGUCAAUUUUGUUAGCAACUUGAGCUUUUGGAAUUUUCUUUCUUUCCUACUUCUAUUUUGGGGGAAGGGACAGGCUAGAAGACGAUUGCUUGCACAGUUUUUGGAAGCCUUUCGGGGGGGGAAUAAAGUUUGAUAUAGCCAAUAUGUUGUUCGUUAUAAAAAACACUUUUUAUGUGCAUUUUUAUUUAAAUUUUCCGCGAGUUCGAUAUCGACAAUAAUUCGUUGUACGGGGGUUCGUUCUGAACGGGUUUCACUGUACUACCUAGUUUGAUGUGGUACCUUCGACAUGUCUGCUUCUAUGUCAGCCUGCUUUUACUCUCAUCCUUUUACCAUAUAUGUUUGGGGACGAGUGCUCACGUUCAUUGUCGCUCGAUUCGAAAGUUGCAUUUCGAUGCUUGCACCGCUGCUUCGGUGGUUUGUUUAGUUUGCUUGUCGUUCAUUGGCCCGUUCCGAAAAUGUGCUGCUACCUAUGCAAACAACUGAGCAGGUGUAAAUAACUUGUUCCAGCUAGAGUGUGCCAACGUAGGAGGUUGUAAAAAAAAUACAUGUUUUAUCAACACUGCAGUUCUUCAUUCAUAAGCAAUUUUAAAUGAAAAUGUGUCAUCUUAUGUCUGAAAAAAACAUGUUCUUUUGGAUACAUUCGUAUCCUGUUGGUGGAAUGACCAUUUGGAUGACAAAUUAUUAAGUUAAUUGGGUGUUUAGUCUUCAUCCAAACGGUUUUAUUGAGCACAGGUUCUGUUUUAGUCUACUUAUGCAGGACACGAUUGUAUUGAAGUUAUUUAUCUGAAAAUAAAUUUAUCAAAUUUAUGAGCAAAACUUUAUUCCUGUCAGUCUGUCAUGCGCUUCUUCUAUGGAGAACGGUUGUUCCUGAGAAAUUCUUUGACGAAAACAUUCUCUGCAUAAUUUGAGCCAUGUUUUGUCGGCAUGAUGUGCAACUAAGGGUCUGUAGUAAGGUCAUCAUUUCUAGUCUUAGUGAUCAGUUACUGCUGCAUUUGCAGCGUAUAAUUGCUGCCAUGUUUCCAAGUGUCAAUAAACCGAUUGUUACCUUC